UCCUCAUCAGUAAUAAAGAGCUCCCGGAGCUUUCCCAAAAGAGGAGCCCACUCCUCUUGAGGUUCUUUCUUUGCCCUGAAGAACCAGAGGUUCCUCUGUUUCGUUCGCGGCUCGUCAUCUUCCUCCCAAGACAACAUCUCUCUCUCUCUCUCUCUCUCUCUCAAUUGAUCAUCCUGCCCUGUUUUCUGGAAGGCAAACAAAUUAUACAAGCAAAAGAAAAAACAAUACUUUACCCUUUCAGACAGCAGCAAGUCUCCUUUUGUGUUCAAUUUUCGUGCUAAUUGAGUGGGAGCGACGUCUAUUCAUUACAAAGCAACAUCAUCUCUCUCUCUCUCUCUCUCUCUUUCUGUGUGUGUGCACUAAUCAUUGAUCUUUGAAGAUAAACAGAGCCCCUUUCUCCCUUUAAGGUUUCAUGACAUAGAGGGGCUCUGUUUUUUUUUCUGUCUCUCUCCUUGCCCUGUUCUUCAUCUGAGCUGAAGACCCCUUUUCCUUUCACCCGAUCCUUCAAGAUCAAAUCUUUUAUGUGGGUUUUGUUCCACAAGUAGAGAUGUUUGGGUGCGAGUGCUUCUGCUGGGACCGAGUCACCGCGUUCGAGCCGACCGAGCUAGGGACAGAGCCCUUCUCUCUGCCUUCAGCUCUCCCAGAAUGGCCUCAAGUUAACAGAUGCUCUUCGGAAUGCUUAGGUCGUGGUUUUGCAACGGGGAGGAUACGACUGGGCGAACUUGAGGUCUUAAAGAUAACGAAGUUCGAGAGUGUCUGGACCUUCAACCAAACUCAUGGGAAACCGAAAAUUACGUUCUAUAGGCCUGAGGGGACACCUGAUGGUUUUCAUUGCUUGGGCUAUUAUUGCCAAUCGAAUGAAAAGCCUCUGAUAGGAUAUGUUCUUGUGGCUCGUGAUGCCUUGGAGUUAAGUGUUCCGGCUUUGAGGAAGCCAGUCGGUUACACCCCACUUUGGGCUGGGGAUGCAGGUCCGUUAUAUGGACCUGGGUACUUCUGGCUGCCCAGUGCCCCAUCGGGUUAUAGACCAAUGGGAAUUGUUGUGACUACCGAACCUGAGGAGCCGGAUCUCGAAGAAGUUCGCUGUGUCCGGGAGGACCUAACCGAGCACUGUGAGGCUUGCAACCUUAUAUGUUCAGGAGACUCAAGGAACCUAAAGUUGCCAUUUGAAAUUUGGAACACGAGACCCUGCAAUAGAGGGAUCUGGGAAAGGGGUGUGCCCGUCGGAACCUUCAUUUGCUGUUCUCGCUCGGGCUCGAGUGAGCCACUUGACAUUGGUUGCUUGAAGAACUGUGACGAUUCUCUCCAUGCGAUGCCAAACCUUGAUCAGAUUCAUGCGUUGAUCAGCCAUUACGGGCCUACCGUCUUCUUCCACCCUGACGAGGUGUAUCUUCCCUCCUCGGUCCAGUGGUUUUUCCAAAAUGGGGCACUUUUAUGCCAAGACGGGGAGUCAAGGAAACAACCCAUCGACUCUAAUGGAUCAUGCUUGCCCCAGGGUGGAUCUAAUGAUGGAAAGUUCUGGAUCAAUCUCCCAAAGGAUGAGGAGUUGCGAAAUUUCCUUAAGAGAGGAAACAUUGAGAGUGCGGAGCUCUACGUGCAUGUAAAACCUGCCUUAGGAGGAUCAUUUACGGAUAUUGCGAUGUGGGUGUUUUGUCCUUUCAAUGGGCCUGUGACCCUCAAAGUCGGGUUGAUGAGCUUUCCGAUGACGAGGAUCGGGGAGCACGUUGGUGACUGGGAGCACUUCACGCUUCGAGUGAGCAACUUCACGGGCGAGCUCUGGGGCAUGUAUUUCUCUCAGCAUAGUGGGGGUGAGUGGGUGCAUGCAUCUGAUCUCGAGUUUAUUGAUGGAAAUAGGCCGAUCGUGUACUCAUCCAAGAGUGGGCACGCCAGCUUCGCCAAUCCAGGCUUGUACCUUCAGGGCUCCUCGAGGCUCGGGAUUGGAGUUAGGAAUGAUGCAGCUAGGAGUCGGUUCUUUGUGGACUCAAGCAGGAAGUAUAAGAUUGUUUCUGCGGAGUAUCUUGGAGACGGGAUUAUUGCAGAGCCGUGCUGGUUGCAGUACAUGAGGGAAUGGGGGCCGACGAUUAUGUAUGAUGCUCGGGCAGAGCUCGAUAAGGUCAUUAACCGGUUGCCCUACUUUGUGAGGUUUUCGGUCGAAAACAUCUUCGAUCUGUUCCCAACAGAGCUCUACGGGGAGGAAGGGCCGACAGGGCCCAAAGGGAAGGAUAACUGGGAAGGAGAUGAACGAUGCUAGAACUGCAGCCUUGCCGUCGACAAGUUUCCAUUUGAUUCGACUUGAAUUAAUCCAUAGGGUCGUUUGGCACUCCUUUUAAAAGGAACAGAAGUCGGAUGUAGCAUUUGCAAGAUUGAUCACGGAUGAUCAGACAUCUGAUGCUGUGGGAGAUCAAUGUGGAAAUCUCUCCCUCUCAAACUCGCAGUGCUCUCGUACCGGUUCUUGGGAACGGAAGUUGCAACCUGAUGGUUGUUUAGGAUGUACAACUCCAGGACUCGAUGAAAGGGAAAGCCCUCACGCCUGUGAUUCUUGGCAAGGGAUGGAGCGAUGGCCGUAUGAUCGGAUCAGCUCCAAUGUUGUUCAUUUACUGCAAAAAAUUUGUUUAGCAAAAGCGUGGGCCUGUCAUCUGUCCACUAGCUAGAAUUACGCGGUGCCAUUCAUGAAGUAGUACUCAUUUCAUUCCAUGAAUACUCCGUCUGACUCGUCAUUUUAAGCAAAGUUUUUUUGGCUGAAAAUGUCAUCUUAAGCAAGUUAAUAGUCCAACGUCUGAAUGAUAUCAUUUACAUUGACUCGACUCGACUCGGGUCCUGACUUCACGUCA
This is a messenger RNA of Punica granatum (pomegranate), 2828 nucleotides long. The record is from RefSeq and is a predicted model, not a curated record. NCBI's taxonomy places the organism in Eukaryota, Viridiplantae, Streptophyta, Magnoliopsida, Myrtales, Lythraceae.